Molecule: messenger RNA, 1864 nt
Organism: Triticum dicoccoides
Lineage: Eukaryota; Viridiplantae; Streptophyta; Magnoliopsida; Poales; Poaceae
Product: G-type lectin S-receptor-like serine/threonine-protein kinase SD2-5
Exons: 3
Coding region: 415-1728 (437 amino acids)
Biological process (GO): protein phosphorylation
Molecular function (GO): protein kinase activity; ATP binding
Source: RefSeq, a predicted model, not a curated record
CAAAUGGGAGUGGUGAGUACCUCUUCGGCUCCCUCCUGCCUCUCCUCCUCCUCACCGUUGCCACCGUGUGGCCAGAAGCUAUUCCGGUUGGAGUUGGCGUGAAGGUUGAUCAGGGCGAGAAAGUGCCCGCUGCCUGUGUGAACCUCAGUCAGGGCGAGAAGGUGCCCGUCUGUGCCACGGUCAAUCAAACAAUAUCGCCUACAGCCGAAAGUCCCCUGCCUGCACCCCCGGCCAAGAUCCUGUCCCUAUCUGCUACCCCCUACUGAUCUUCCAGCCUGUUAGCUGUCAGUCUGUCACAGCCACAUGAGCCCUAUCACAAGUUUGCAAUUGAGACAAUUCACAAAAAAAAGUUUGCAAUUGAGACUCUGAUUUAAGUUAAGAGGUGCAAUCAGAAAUCAUAACAUAAAGGAACAAAUGCUAGUGGUGAGUACCUCUUCGGCUGUCCGCCUCUUGCCUCUCCUCGUCCUCCUGCCGGCCGCCACCAUUGCGGCCAGUACAUCCAUCGAUUCGGGUGUCGUUGGUGGCAGGAUUAAUCAAACAACAGCGCCUAUAGCUGAAGGCCCCUUGUUUGCACCCCCGUACAAGCUAACACCUACGCCCCCAAGACAUCCGCCUGCACCCCCGGCCAAGGUAACACCUACGAUGCCGAGUGCUCUGCCUGCAGCUAUUGGGACAACAAGCAUGAAAGUGAAAUCCUCCUCUGUAAGAAGAGUUGUUGCAAUUUUAGCUCCUGUGGGCGGCUUCAUUUUGCUUAGCAUCUUGUUCCUCGGCACCUAUUUUAUACGUAAACGAAGAACACAACAACAAUAUGAGAUGGAGAUGGAGGAAGAGUUUGGGGAGCUACAAGGAACACCAAUGAGGUUCACAUUUCAGCAGCUAAAAGCAGCAACCGAGCAAUUCGCAGACAAGCUCGGGGAAGGAGGAUUUGGGUCUGUUUUCAAGGGUCAAUUUGGUGAUGAAAGGAUUGCAGUAAAAUGUUUGGAUCGAGCGGGUCAGGGCAAAAAAGAAUUUUCUGCAGAGGUUCAAACAAUUGGCAGCAUUCAUCAUAUUAAUUUGGUCAGAUUGAUUGGUUUUUGUGCAGAGAAAUCGCAUAGGCUCUUGGUAUAUGAGUACAUGCCAAAAGGAUCCUUGGAUAGAUGGAUCUAUCAUCAACAUGACAAUGAUUCACCUCCCCUGAAUUGGAGCACGCGGUGCAAGAUUAUCACUCACAUAGCUAAGGGUCUCACUUAUCUUCAUGAGGAGUGCAUGAAAAAGAUUGCCCAUUUGGAUGUCAAACCACAAAACAUCCUCUUAGAUGAUAACUUCAAUGCUAAACUUUCUGAUUUUGGACUAUGCAAGCUCAUUGACAGGGAUAUGAGUCAAGUGUUUACCAGAAUGAGGGGCACACCUGGAUAUUUAGCUCCCGAAUGGUUGACAUCACAGAUCACGGAAAAGGCCGAUGUCUAUAGCUUUGGUGUUGUGGUCAUGGAAGUCAUUAGCGGAAGAAAGAACCUCGACAAUUCUAGAUCCGAAGAGAGCAUCCAUCUCAUCACCCAAUUGGAGGAAAAGAUUGAUUGCAAAAGAAGGCCUAAAAUGUCCGAGGUAGUCAAGGUCUUGGAAGGUGCCAUGAAUGCAGAGAGCAACAUUGAUCAUAACUUUGUUGCAACAAAUCAAGUGUAUUUCGGCGCUGCUGGAAAUGUGGUCUCGUCGGUUCCACCUCUAGCUUCACAUGUAUCAGGCCCCAGGUGAAAUGAGAAAAUCUUGACAAGAUAGACAAUUAGAUUACAAUCAGGACAUGCGAUGUUCUUAUGUAAAGCAAAUGACAAGUCUGUUGUAUCUCCUUAAAUUAUUAUAAUCUGAAGCCCCUUGUAUUGAGUUAAUUUUA